Molecule: messenger RNA, 2760 nt
Organism: Felis catus (domestic cat)
Lineage: Eukaryota; Metazoa; Chordata; Mammalia; Carnivora; Felidae
Gene: KLHL40
Product: kelch like family member 40
Exons: 7
Coding region: 452-2329 (625 amino acids)
Biological process (GO): skeletal muscle fiber development; negative regulation of protein ubiquitination; negative regulation of proteasomal ubiquitin-dependent protein catabolic process
Cellular component (GO): I band; A band
Molecular function (GO): protein binding
Source: RefSeq, a predicted model, not a curated record
GAGGCAGUUUGGUGGGGAGGGAUUCCCACAGCCUUUGGAGGUGGGCAGAUCUGCCUUGAGCCCUGGCCUGGCCACUUGCCAGCUGAGCAACUUGGCCAAGUUGCUCAGCCUUGCAGAGCCUGGUCUCUUCACUGAUGGUGCUUGUUGGAAAUGCCCUGCAGCCCAGGACCGCGCUGGGAGCCCUGGGGUGAGACUUUGCCCUUUCUGCAAGAUGGACAGGACCACCUCCAGGACGUGCCCAGCUGCUGUGCCUCUCUAAGACCUGACGGUGGGGUGAGCAAACGAUCGUUGAAUGCGCUGCUCAGGAGGGACAGGAGGUGACAUCUCUGAGAUCGCCAAAUGGGAGCUCCGUGAAGACAGCUGCGUAGACUGAGAGUGGCCCAGAAGGAAAGCAGAGGAAUAGAAAAAGGAGGCCCCCCUGGCCAGGCAGCGGCACCCCAAGCCACCCACCAUGGCGCUGGGCUUGGAGCAGGCGGAGGAGCAGCGGCUGUACCAGCAGACGCUCCUGCAGGACGGGCUCAAGGACAUGCUGGACCACGGCAAGUUCCUCGACUGUGUGGUGCGGGUAGGGGAGCGCGAGUUCCCGUGCCACCGCCUGGUGCUGGCCGCCUGCAGCCCCUACUUCCGGGCGCGCUUCCUGGCCGAGCCCGAGCAGGCCGGCGAGCUGCGCCUGGAGGAGGUGUCCCCGGACGUGGUGGCCCAGGUGUUGCACUACCUGUACACGUCGGAGAUCGCGCUGGACGAGGCGAGCGUGCAGGACUUGUUCGCAGCAGCGCACCGCUUCCAGAUCCCGUCCAUCUUCACCAUCUGCGUGUCUUUCCUACAGAAGCGCCUGUGCCUCGCCAACUGCCUGGCCGUCUUCCGCCUCGGCCUCCUCCUCGACUGCGCGCGCCUGGCCGUGGCCGCCCGCGACUUCAUCUGCGCGCGCUUCUCACUCGUGGCGCGCGACGCCGACUUCCUCGGGCUCUCGGCCGACGAGCUCAUCGCCAUCAUCUCCAGCGAUGGCCUCAACGUGGAGAAGGAGGAGGCGGUGUUCGAGGCGGUGAUGCGGUGGGCGGGCAGCGGCGACGCCAAGGCGCAGGCGGAGCGCCAGCGUGCGCUGCCCACCGUCUUCGAGAGCAUACGCUGCCGCCUGCUGCCGCGCGCCUUCCUGGAGAGCCGCGUGGAGAACCACCCUCUUGUGCGUGCCCAGCCCGAGUUGCUGCGCAAGGUGCAGAUGGUGAAGGACGCACACGAGGGCCGCCUCACUGUGCUGCGCAAGAAGAAGAAGGACAAGGGGAAGGAGGCAGCCGGGUCCAAGGCUGCUGACAAGGGCACAGGCGAAGCCAAGGCACAGGAGGAGCAGGUGGAGGAGGACGAACGUAUCAUACCCGGGAUCCUCAAUGACACUCUGCGCUUUGGCAUGUUCCUGCAGGACCUCAUCUUCAUGAUCAGCGAGGAGGGAGCCGUGGCCUAUGAUCCAGCAGCCAACGAGUGUUACUGUGCUUCCCUCUCCACCCAGAUCCCUAAGAACCAUGUCAGCCUCGUGACCAAGGAGAACCAGGUCUUUGUGGCCGGGGGCCUCUUCUACAACGAGGACAACAAAGAGGACCCCAUGAGUGCUUACUUCUUGCAGUUUGACCACCUGGAUUCCGAGUGGCUGGGAAUGCCACCGCUGCCCUCGCCGCGCUGCCUCUUCGGCCUGGGAGAGGCUCUCAACUCCAUCUACGUGGUCGGCGGCAGGGAGCUCAAGGACGGCGAGCGCAGCCUAGACUCGGUCAUGUGCUACGACCGGCUGUCGUUCAAAUGGGGCGAAUCGGACCCGCUGCCCUACGCUGUGUACGGCCACGCGGUGCUCUCCCAUAUGGACCUGGUCUACGUCAUUGGCGGCAAGGGCAGUGACAGGAAGUGCCUGAAGAAGAUGUGUGUCUAUGACCCUAAGAAGUUCGAGUGGAAGGAGCUGGCACCCAUGCAGACUGCCCGCUCCCUCUUCGGGGCCACCGUCCACGACGGCCGCAUUUUUGUAGCCGCUGGGGUCACAGACACGGGGCUGACCAGUUCAGCGGAAGUAUACAGCAUCGCGGACAACAAGUGGGCACCCUUUGAAGCCUUCCCACAGGAACGCAGCUCACUCAGCCUGGUCAGCCUGGCGGGCACCCUUUAUGCCAUCGGUGGCUUUGCCACACUGGAGACCGAGUCUGGAGAGCUGGUCCCUACAGAGCUCAAUGACAUCUGGAGAUAUAAUGAGGAUGAGAAGAAGUGGGAGGGCGUCCUGCGGGAGAUUGCCUACGCAGCCGGUGCCACCUUCCUACCUGUGCGGCUCAACGUGCUGCGCCUGACCAAGAUGUGACCAGCCCGGAGGGCCUGAACUUAGCAUCCCUCCUGUCCUGUGGCCACACAGGCCCGCCAUGUGGGGACUCCCGAGAGGAGGCUGGGAGAGGCCAGAACCCACCUGGAUCCUGUUGUGCCGCCCAGGCUGCUGCUUUGGCAGGGGAGGGAAAUUGCUGCCCAGUCCUGGCCUUUCCGGGCAGGGAUGAGGAACUUAAGGGCUCAUAGGCAUCUCCAUAUCCUUGAGGUCCUUGUUCCAUGAGCCAGAACCACAGAGAGGUGUCCCAGGCUGCAUUCUGGCCCAGUCCCAGCUUGCGUGUGUGUGCGUGGGGAAAUUUCCCCACGGGAAGCCAUCUCCGUACCUGUCAGAUGGGGAGUGUCCCCCUCAAGCACACCCUGCGGCCUGGAUAAGUCACCUUCCUUAAGAAGAAUAAAGUGCCUUCUGAGCAAGUA